AUGUACACUGGAUAUCGCAGUAAAGAUGUCCCCUACAAUGCGAUCGACAUGGUCUCUGCGAUGAAGCUGCAAUAUGCGCUGAGCGCGACGUACAGCCCCUGUAUCAACAUCAUCAAGGCAUCCUUCUUAUGGAGUUUGUACAAGCUACGAUCCCACAACCCAUGGGUGAAGCGCUCCAUAAUUAGUUUGCAAGUCAUCAACACUAUACAUAUGAUAGUGGUGACUGUUAUUGGAGCAAUACCAUGUCUACCAGUAGCUAAAAAAUGGUACCCAGAACUCCCUGGAGGUUGCUGGGAUCCUCUACUCUACGUCAAAAGCAAUAUAUCCAUCGUCAUUGUCACUGAUUUCCUCGUUCUCUGCAUCCCCACGUGGAUGAUAUGGGAUUUACAAAUGCCGCUCAAACGAAAGGUCGUCACCAUCGCUUUCCUCUCGUUCGGCAUAGUAGUCAUCGCAGUCGGAAUUGCUCGACUACUUUGGCUUCUCGACGCCUUCACGGGCAAGACGGAUAGCUAUUCUAUCACGUCCGCCUACUCCGCCGUCGAAUCCAGCGUCGCCAUCAUGGGUACGUCAGGGCCUACAAUUAAGUACAUCCUCUCGCGCUGUAUUCCCUGGCUCCGCCCAUCCUGGGAACGCGCUGGCAGCAACAAGCCAUCCGGUUAUGCAUACGGCAAUCACAGCAACGCUGAGGCUUCGAGGCAUCAUCGAAACAUGCAUGGAAACAUGACAGAAUACGGUGAUCUGGACGACGUGAGUGCGCAUAACGAGGACUUUGAGAUGAAGAACGGUGCCGGCUGGCGGUUCGAUUCCGAUGCGCAUUCCGAUGAACAGAGAAUUACAGCAGACACCCCGGGCAUCAUGAAGAGCGUGGAGUGGACAGUGCAGUCUAGGGAAGACCCGCAUAUCACUCCUGUGGCACCGGUGGAUCGAAAUACAGCUGGACACCCUGCUGCUUCUCCUACGCAUAUCGUCUAG
Messenger RNA from Dothidotthia symphoricarpi CBS 119687, 972 nucleotides. RefSeq lists its product as uncharacterized. The coding region runs from base 1 to 972 and encodes 323 amino acids. Lineage: Eukaryota; Fungi; Ascomycota; Dothideomycetes; Pleosporales; Dothidotthiaceae. The record is from RefSeq and is a predicted model, not a curated record. The transcript has 4 exons.